CACACUCGUUCGCGCGCUCUCGUCCAGCACGCACGUGUCCGCGCUUCGCCGGCUCCAGCACUUAAGCCGCAACCCCACGUGAGUGUCCCCGUUCCGCCUCCGCUCCUGCUCCCGCCGCCGCUCGAUUUUGAAAGACCUGGACAAUUUAUCAGCAAAGCAGCGCAACGAGUGACGAUAUAAACACACAAACACAUACACACACGACCAUGAGAACGUCCCUAUUCCUGGCGGGCGCUUGCGCCUUGCUGCUGUCCAUCAGCGCCGCCCCCGCCCCCGAACCCGCGCCAGCGCCCGAACCAGCGGCCGCCGCAUCUGCCAUCAACGACAACACGCCCGAAAUCAUCGAGAUUAUUGCUCCCGCCGCCAGUGCACAGGAGACGCUGUCGACGCUAAACCUCGGCGCGCCAGGCGCAGAGCUCAGCGAACGUAACAAGCGCACCAUCGGUAUCUUGCGGCAGCUCUUCCCUACGCUAACGCAGAUUAUCGAACAGAAGGUGCAGCAGAUCACUAGCGUGGUACUGCAAACGUUCGGACCUGUGGUUUUACGCGCCUUCCUGGGCAAUCGUAACGGCGGCGGUGGCGGCGGCAUGGAGGGCGGCGGCGGUGGCUCCAUCGAGCUCGACGAUGAUGACGAUGACGACGAAGCUACGACUACAACAACAACCACUACCGCUGCUCCUGACGCGCCUGAGCGCCGUCGUCGGCGCUGGGCGCUAGUCUACCGCCCGGAGGUGCCGGAGCAGCAGCAGAACUUACUAUCGGGCGCCGAGUCCCAGCAAGCGGAGGUCCGGGUAGCUUUCGGCGAACAACAGCAGCAGGCGCUCGAUCACCGCUCUGACGAAGACCAACAAACUGCCGCUCAGACCAACAACGCUGCCAUUGAUGAAAUCACGCUCGAUGAUGCUGAUAACAGUGAAGAAAACAGAAAUAAGAGAUUCCUAAGCUUCGGUGGCUCGUCGGGCGGCCAGAGCAACGCCGGCGGCGGCUCUGGAAACUUCCUGUUCGAUAUCGUCAGGCUGGUAGCCGGGUCCUCGGGUGGCUCGUCGGGCGGUGGCGAAGCUAUUGGGGGAGGCUCCGACAGCGAAGGAGACGAUAGUGCCGCUAAGGGUGACAACCUCACCGAGGGUGUCCCCGGCCCCAUCACGCGGUUAUUCAUCAUCGCCAACCGCGGCAUCGCCAACCUGAUCCAGGACCUCAUCCUGAGACUGGCACAGACCUCAGAGCGAAUAGUCAACUUCAAGGCGCGAUUGAUCACCUCCAUCAUCUAACCGCCUCACGCGUAGAACAAUGCUAGUGUACUAGUGUAGUGCGCGAACGCCGCGCAGGGAGCCAGGGACUGACGAGCCAGGGAACGAGCGCCGCGCCCGUGCAGCGCCGGCGCCAUCGCCACGCUCUCUCUUUACUCCGGCGCUGGCGCCUUUCCCGACCCUUGAUCCCCCUAGAAUAAGAAACCACCGAACCUCGAGACAAUGUUUCUCAAAUCCCAAUAAUAUGUAGAUUAUUUAAGCAGCUUUUCAUUUUUCGAGACAUGUAAUUGCAGUGUAAAUAAUAUGUAGCUAUAAAUUAAUGUUAUGCUUUAUUUCGUUUCUCUAUUACACAUUUCGAAAAAGCUGUGAUUGAAAAUAUUAAAAGUGAAGUAACAUUUGUCAAGAUAGCUGACGUUGUUGAUGACAUAUGAAAUUGUUAUUUACUUUAGUAGUGGAGAGAAGAACUUUUAGUGUGGUACAUAAUUCUGAAGAAAAGUUCCUAAUUGCUUUCCGUGGCCACUGGCGCCACCAACGUUAGGACACCCGUCCUUGAAGUUGACGCUCUUCAUAUUUAUUACUCCGCUGCACGCUAAGCACCGCGUAUGCGCGAGCGCUGGUUCCCUGGCUCUUAUCUAGAUAGACGCGGUGCGCCGGCCCCCGGGGCCGCUGAUCUGCUCAAGCUUUUUUUACCUAAAGUGACAAUGUCCAAUUCGUUUUUAUGUUUGUAAAUAUGUAUUAUAGCGGAAUUUGUGUAAAAUAAAUUUAGUUAGUUACAAAA
Molecule: messenger RNA, 2025 nt
Organism: Cydia strobilella
Lineage: Eukaryota; Metazoa; Arthropoda; Insecta; Lepidoptera; Tortricidae
Product: synaptonemal complex protein 4
Exons: 7
Coding region: 207-1268 (353 amino acids)
Source: RefSeq, a predicted model, not a curated record